ACGUGAAAAAUUUCACAUUUCUGAGACAGAAACUGAUAUGGUUGAUAUGAUGCAUAUGAAAAAGAAAGAAUGGCUUUAUAGUGUUCCUGAAUCUUUAGACUGCAAAGUGUUGAAUCUUCCCUAAAAAGGAGAGGAACUGAGCAUGAUCAUACUUCUUCCAAACAAAAUAGACGGGCUAUCCAAAUUAGAAUCAUGUCUCACCUCGGAAACAUAUAAAGAACUUACAAAAGAUUUUUGAGAGGAUGUAAUUGUUUCUAUUCCAAAAUUUAAACUGGAAAGUUCGUUUGCACUCGAUAAAGUUCUUGCCGGAAUGGGUAUCACCGACAUUUUCUCUACUAGAGCCGACUUCAGAGCCAUGGUGGAUAAUCCGCCAGAGGACACUUUUGUUUCUGACGUCAUUCAUAAAGCAUUUUUUGAAGUCAAUGAAGAAGGCACAGAGGCUGCCGCUGCCACGGCAGUUAUAAUGAUGGUGAAUUGCAUGCCAAUGGAACCAAUGGUGUUUAAAGAGGACCACCCCUUCUUGUUCCUCAUCAGAGAAAAUUCUACUGGUACUGUGUUGUUUAUUGGCCGCUUCACCAAACUAGCUUAAUAACCGUACAUGUGCAUGACAUUUAUUUUCGCUGUGUUUUU
Molecule: messenger RNA, 630 nt
Organism: Saccostrea cuccullata (small rock oyster)
Lineage: Eukaryota; Metazoa; Mollusca; Bivalvia; Ostreida; Ostreidae
Product: leukocyte elastase inhibitor-like
Molecular function (GO): serine-type endopeptidase inhibitor activity
Source: RefSeq, a predicted model, not a curated record